UCCACUUCAUCCCAUUCCUCUUCCCUUUACUACUACUACUUCCUCCUCACCUCACCCUUGCACGUCGCGAUAUAAUUAUAUAAAAUACCAUAUCUCUCUCACACACACACACCAUGCUCGCUCUUCUCGCUCUACUUCCCCUGCUCGUCUCGGUAUCCGCCACACCCAUCCAGAAACGAUACAACCGCGCUUUGAUCGUCUCAGGACGUGACGGCAAAUGUCUCGUUGCAGCUCCCAAGACGGGCUCUGGAUCUCCAGUGACGUCUGAAGAUUGUGCCAACACUCAAGGAGGUAAAUACUGGAACAUCAACCCUGGCUCCGGGUCCAUCAUCCUCAGCGGGACAGAAAGUCUUCCUGAGCCUCUGGCUCUGGACGCAGGCUCUACUCCGGGCAACUUUGGGUCUUUGAAAGUGUGGACAAGCUACCCCGGAUUGUACCAGCAGACCUGGUUCCUCACUGGUGACAACCGAAUCGCCAUUACUGGUGGCGACCAAUGUCUCGACGAGGGUGACAACGGUAUUCAAACGUACCAAUGCACCACCGGCAACACCAACCAGGUCUUCUACGUCAAGGAGGACGACUCCAAUCCCCCUCCUUCCUCAUCCGCCUCCGCUAGCCCUUCGUCCACUUCAUCCGCCACGGAGCCUUCUGGAACCGCUGCACAAGCCUACCUCAUCCACCCUGAUGGAGACGCGUCUCGAUGUGUGACCAUUCAGAACGGAUACGAUGGCCAAGGAUCCAGGGUCGCCAUGUGAGUGACGUGCAAUCAAGUCGCACGGCUCUGACUCUUGUUGACAUGCUGUUACCUUUCCUCUCCCAGCUCUUCCUGCUUUGGCGGUGGAGACUUUUGGGCUUACCAGAAAUGGACCUUCC
Messenger RNA from Kockovaella imperatae, 873 nucleotides. RefSeq lists its product as hypothetical. The coding region runs from base 114 to 755 and encodes 213 amino acids. NCBI's taxonomy places the organism in Eukaryota, Fungi, Basidiomycota, Tremellomycetes, Tremellales, Cuniculitremaceae. The transcript is spliced from 3 exons. The record is from RefSeq and is a predicted model, not a curated record.